CUCCACGAUGGUGCUGGAGGCGGCGGACCAGGCUGCGGUGCGCGCGCUGUGGCUGAAGCUGGGUAGCAACGUCGGCGUCUACACGACCGAGGCCCUGGAGAGGUGCGCACAGGCCCCGACCUCCCCUGCCUUCAGCCCGCUCGGGAAAGCGUCCUCCUUCCUCCCCAGCCUGACUCGCCGUUCCUCCCGCAGGACCUUCCUGGCCUUCCCUUCCACCAAGACCUACUUCCUCCACCUGGACCUGAGCCCCGGCUCCGCCCAGGUCAGAGCGCACGGCCAGAAAGUGGCCGACGCGCUGACUCUCGCCGUGGACCACCUGGACGACCUGCCCGGCGCCCUGUCGGCUCUGCGCGAGCUGCACGCGAACAAGCUGCGCGUGGACCCCGUCAAGUUCAAGCUGCUGGUCCACUGCCUGCUGGUGACCCUCGCCCGGCACUACCCCGGAGACUUCAGCCCCUUCCUGCAGGCCUCGCUGGACAAGUUUCUGAGCCACGUGAUCUCGGCGCUGGUCCCCAACUGUCACUAAAGUGGGAGGGUGGUCGCG
Messenger RNA from Balaenoptera ricei (Rice's whale), 544 nucleotides. It is a transcript of the gene HBQ1, whose product is annotated as hemoglobin subunit theta 1. Gene Ontology annotation, cellular component: haptoglobin-hemoglobin complex; blood microparticle; hemoglobin complex. Gene Ontology annotation, molecular function: oxygen binding; oxygen carrier activity; haptoglobin binding. The coding region runs from base 8 to 526 and encodes 172 amino acids. NCBI's taxonomy places the organism in Eukaryota, Metazoa, Chordata, Mammalia, Artiodactyla, Balaenopteridae. Gene Ontology annotation, biological process: oxygen transport; hydrogen peroxide catabolic process. The transcript has 2 exons. The record is from RefSeq and is a predicted model, not a curated record.